GCGACGGACCGGAAACAGCGUGAGGUUAUUGGAGUCCCAGAUAGCGGCGCAACUUAUACUGUAUCAGGCCAAAUCUCCCUAUCACCCUCUCAAGAGUCCCUCAGUUCAGCGGUGCAGAAUGUUGAGGAGCGUGUCAGCACAGGUGCUCAGACAGUUUGUCAGACACAGCAGCACAGACUUGAACCUCAUACUAGAAAGAUCCAUCAACAAAGUGCAGCUUCUGGGACGGGUGGGACAGGACCCAGUAAUGCGACAGGUGGAGGGCAGGAACCCUGUCACCAUCUUCUCCAUGGCAACCAAUGAGAUGUGGCGCUCAGGAGAGGGAGAUGGUGUGCAUACAGGAGACAUCAGUCAGAAGACCACUUGGCACCGCAUCUCAGUCUUUAAACCUGGCCUGCGGGACGUGGCAUACCAGUAUGUGAAGAAAGGGUCCCGGGUGCUUGUGGAGGGGAAACUGGACUACGGGGAGUAUGUGGAUAAGAACAAUGUCAGACGGCAAGCUACCACCAUUAUUGCAGAUAACAUUGUCUUUCUAAGUGACAAUAUACGAGAGCGAGAAUGAAGGAUGUUGACUCUGAAGAAAGAAGAACCCUCAAGCUUUUUUCACUGCUGUUUAUUUCCACUCCUAGAGGAACUGUGGACUGCUUGGUAGUAACAAAAGAGCGUGUGCAAGUUGGUGGUGUGUUAGCACUGCCUCUGCAUUCCAUUCACCCCC
Megalops cyprinoides (Indo-Pacific tarpon) is the source of this 715-nucleotide messenger RNA. RefSeq names its product single-stranded DNA binding protein 1 (gene ssbp1). Lineage: Eukaryota; Metazoa; Chordata; Actinopteri; Elopiformes; Megalopidae. The coding region runs from base 119 to 562 and encodes 147 amino acids. Gene Ontology annotation, cellular component: mitochondrial nucleoid. Gene Ontology annotation, molecular function: single-stranded DNA binding. The transcript has 7 exons. Gene Ontology annotation, biological process: mitochondrial DNA replication; positive regulation of helicase activity. The record is from RefSeq and is a predicted model, not a curated record.